AGAACCAACAUGCCGUACAAAUGCAACGACUGUGAGAAAACGUUUUCGACGGUGGAAUUGGCAGAAUUGCAUGGUGUCCGUAAAGGACACGAGGAAUUCGAAGAAAUUGAGGCCUCGGAACACAAACCACGCACUGCCGAAGAAAUUAAAGAGACCCUUGAUCGCUUGCGUGAAAAGGUCAAGGACAAACGCAGAUUGGAGCAGGAACAGUACCGUUUGGAGCAGAAGAAGAACGCUGAAAUCGCGUCCAAGUCGAACAAGGAGACCGGAGAUGCCAUUGAGGCCGCACGGAAAAAGACUCAGUUGAAGGAAUGGGAGAAAAUGCGCCGACAAAAGGCCGAGGACGUUUUGGCGCGUAAGAAGAUUCUGGCGGAAAUUGAGGCAGACAAGAAACGACGUGCCCGUGAACGCGAACAGCGUCAAUUGCAGCGUGAGGGAAAAGGCCAGGCGGAAAAGGUGCAAAAGACUGAACGCGCCGAGAAUGUUUCGGGAACGUCUCCCUCGUCUAACACUGCUCGUGCACCCGCUACAUCGUCUCGACUCUCCAUUCGUCACGCCGGCGUAACGGUCAAUCUCAACGUUCCCGUCGAAGAAACACUGGGCCAGGUGUGUGCAAAGGUUAUGGAAAAGAUGAACUUGCCUCAUGAGCCGAGUGCGUUUUACACCACGUUUCCCAAGGCAGAGUUUCCACAAAGUCGGUUCACAGAAUCGCUGAAGGAUUUAGGUCUUGUCCCUUCAGCGGUAUUGCUAUUGAAGGAGUAAAAGUCUAUUGUGGGAUUCAAGGACGACGAUACGGAAUUGAUAUGCGUUUGUAACAAACAAUGCAGUAAUGACAGUAACGAUGGCCGGUUGUUGAAACGUUUUAAAACCUUUUUUUUUCAACAAGGCCCUGCUAUAUACACGAUUCGGAAGCGAACAAACUAGCAAGCUUACCCUUGGAUGUUGGUUUAUUCGGAACGGUAUUUAAUGAACUGGAAGAAAAUGAUGACGUCCAAGAAGACGGUGCUAGCAGCACCAAUGAGCCAGGGAGAGUUCUCCUUGAGGUAGUUGCAGUAAUCCGCAGCAGGGAAUGCGAUGAUACUCAACACAUAAGUGAUGUUUCCCGACAUGGACAGAAUGAAGAAGAAGAUGGAAAGACCUGAUUGUUUGUUAGUAUUGGAAACACGAUGGAUUGGGGUUGAGAGAGGGAGCCAAUCUACGGGCAAUUUCUUCCCAAACAUUUUCGUUUACGGAGAAUGCGUCGUAGUGCUGCUGCCACUCUUUCAAACCACUUCUUUCUUUUCUUACCCUUGGUUGAUUUGUUGCGGUGGUUUUUGAUAAUCUGGGGGAACCGGGCGACAAAGUACAGAACUGAACUGAUGACGCCAAACAUAGAGGGCCAAAUGCUGACAUCGUUGUUGCUGUUGUCGACCGAAGCCUUGCUGAUGACCCAGUUACCGAUGAACGUGGAAACACAAACGAUGCCAAUCAUGAACACACCACGUUGGGUCUCAGUCCAGGUGUCCCAGAAAAUGACACGCUCCUCGUAAGGUGCCAUGGGCGCAUGACCGCUUGCAGUUGUACGGCUUUCGAGCAAAGGUUGUUGUUCUCCAGUGCGGGUGCCGUUCUUACGAGCCUUAUACCGGUAAUAGUAUACUUGCAGCAGAAGCAUCGAGUCUGAGAAACAAUAGUAUACGGAGAGCACGAGGACUGUGGACGCAACAUUGCCCCAAAUGGAGCCGAUUACGUUGAAGGCAUCACCAAUAAGCCAGAUGAUGAGGAACAACUCAGAAAUGCUCUCGCCCGACUGGUACUUGUAAGUCUCGAGCAACUGGGGAAUGAGAAGCACAACCCAGCAGCCCAAGGACAGUGCUCCGAGCAAAGACGCAAGGCUCUCUAAAAAGGAAGAAGGACCUCCAAUGAUGGGCUCCGGCACGACAGGAAGUGUGGUAUUGCUGCCGUUUAAGGGGAGAAACAUGGUGAAGAGGGAAGGAGAAGGAGUUGGAAAAAAAAAAAUUGAAGAGAAUAAAAAGGAGAAACGAAAAAAAAAAGGAAAGAAAAAGAGAUCUGCCUACUGAACGAGUGGUGAGAAAAUUGAUGACAAGUUUCGGAAAGUUGUCAAGUUGUGGUAAGUUGUUGAUGGAUGGAUUGAGCCUUUUUUUUUUAAUUUAUUUAUUUUUUUUUCUCUUGAAAAUUAAAGAAAAUAAAAAAAAAAGGAAAAAAAGAAAAAAGAAUAAAAAAUAAAAAAUAGAAAAGGAAAGGAACAGAAGAACAAUGGAAACUACGUUUGAGGUUAGUUAAAAUUGUUUUCUCUGUCGGUCUUACUCUUCUGUCUUGUGUUCUCCACAGUCGGUGCUUACUGCCUUUAAGAGGAAACUUUUUUUUUCUGUGUGACGAGGACUGUCACUGGUGUCCUUGAUAAACGACGGUUCGUCCAAGUUGAUUAGUCGCGCUAUCCCGCUAAUUGCGGCGGCGACCUCUCAGCGACGGCAUGGUUGUCCCCACCACGAGCUGGUUUAUCAGUAGAGGAAGAUGUCGGGAGAGAAAUCAAGGAGAGGGCAGAGGGAGAGAGAUGCGUGCCUGUAACAAAGCGCGGGCCAGCCGGCGCGUCCGCAGACAGACAGGGAACGGUAGAACGAGGUGCGCCUUGUAGCCUGGUACAUAACCUUUUUUGUCUUAGGGAAUUCGCCUACUGCCCAUGGAAAUUCGCUGCUGCUGUUGGUCGCACACUGAGGGCGUGUGGAGAAGCGGACGGAGAUUGCGGGCUCAUCCGCCAAUGGAGGCGAGUUGUGAGAUCUUAUCGCGACACACGUGGACGGAAGCGAGGAGGAGUCGAUAGAGGAGCGAGCGAAGGCGAGAGUCGUAGACUCGGGGAAGGUAAGAUUGGACAAUGCGCAGGGCAUGCAGAAAAUACACUGCAUGGCCAUCGAAGAAGCACUUUCUGCCACGAAACGAGGCGAUUUCGCUUAAUCCGCGUGACAAUCGUCACUGUUACCUAAG
This is a messenger RNA of Schizosaccharomyces japonicus yFS275, 2979 nucleotides long. Its product is annotated as zf-C2H2 type zinc finger protein/UBA domain-containing protein. Bases 10 to 762 code for a protein of 250 amino acids. Lineage: Eukaryota; Fungi; Ascomycota; Schizosaccharomycetes; Schizosaccharomycetales; Schizosaccharomycetaceae. The record is from RefSeq and is a predicted model, not a curated record. Gene Ontology annotation, cellular component: cytoplasm. The transcript is spliced from 3 exons.